CCCACACCCAGAGAGGCCAGUCCCUUCAAUGCCACAGACAACAGUCUCUACGGAGCUAGGUGGCUGGACAAACCCCCACUCAGAGACUGGCAAAAUUUCGAUGGUGCCUUCACUAACAUUGACAGCAGCUUUAACUUCAAUCACCACGGCAGCCCUGGUGCCAAAGGAGACGCAGGCAUCAACGACCCAUGUGACAACUGCUGCCAAGGGAACAGCUGGAACUCCAGGCAGCUUACCGAUGCUACCUACUCUGACCUGCAAGUUAUCAGAUCAACUCUGGGUUAGGACAGUUGCGACAGUGACAUCAAGAAAGGUUCGACCAGACUUGAUGCUGAAACAGAACGUGACAAGGGGACUUACACAGGCAUUGAAGCGAGCUUUCUUCACUAAUGAUGUACAGGCUCAGAUUGAAAGUCUCGAAAGAAGAAAUAAGGUCUUUAUUGGAUUCUAUGCUGUGACUGGAAAUGAGGUGUACAUUCCGUCCGCUGUGACUGAAGCGAUUACGAUGUAUGGAAUUGAGAACUUCAUGCGGGACAUGCAGCAGCAUGUACCUGAUCUGCAGUCUGUCCUGAUUUCUGCCUCCUCAUGGGCUCCACCCCCAGCCCGAUGGUUCCAGUUAAAAACAGUGCUGCAGUUUGUGAGUACAACAGACAUCGUGAAAUUCUGCAGUUUUGUUCAGACCAUGGAGACAAGACUACGGAGAGCAUUCGAGGAGGCUGCAUCUCGAGCCAAUUUGAAAAGUUACUUCAGUGUUCAGAUUUUGAACACGUCUGUUGCUGAUGGCUCUACAGCUGUCACAAUGGUGUAUGCAGUGAGAAAUGAAAGCACGCUUCUCAAUGGCACAACAUCCAGCAGUCUUUUGCAUCAGUUGACAGCUGCUGAGCUUGGAUACUACCUGGCUUACCCACCUCUGAUCCUCGCUGAACCUUUGGAAUAUGAAAAUCUUGACACCUCACUGGCAACUGAGAAAUCCUGGGUUGUUACAGUUAUCCUUGGUGUUGACAAUAGCUCUCUGGGUGAGCAGUAUCAACGUUUUGCGAGCCUGAUGGAGCAGAGGUUAGCGAACCUGUUCGUGGCAGCUCAGCAACAAGGGCGAAGGUUUAAACGGGCUUCGACAAUCGGUAUCUACACUGUACAGUUGGUCAGCAUUAAACGCCUUCCUGGUCCUAAGAAUCCAGCUGAGUUGACCUACUAUGCCUUGGAGAAUGGUGGGGCCUUGCUGGGUACAACCGCGGCCAAAAUAUUGAAUACAGUUGACUCUCAGACCAUGGCCUUGGAGUUAGGAUAUCGUGUGCAACUCCAAGCUGAACCUGUUGUGAAAAGCCCACCAAACAACUUGUGGAUUAUCGCUGCAGUGCUGGCUCCUGUUGGUGUGGUAACCAUUAUCAUCAUCAUUAUUUCCGCUGUACUGUGCCGGAAAAACAAAGGCGAAUUUAAAUCCGAGACUAUGUCGAAUCUUCACCAGAGAGCAAAGCCAGUCCAGGGGUUUGAUUAUGCCAAACAACACAUUGGUCAACAGGGAGGAGAGGAUGAAGUCACCAUUACUCAAGAGACUGUAGUCUUACCACUGCCUGGCCGAGAUGCACUCGUAUCUCAAGAACGAGAAAGCUCACAGGAUGGAGUUAACAUCAAACCACUAAAAACUAUCGAUAUACGGAGAAGCAGGUUACACAGCGAACAAGAUUCUGUCAUCAGUGAGCAGUCAGGAAAUCUUGACUCGGAUACAGGCACUCCACAGAAGGCAACCGCACAGCAGAAAAUUACAAAAGAGGGAACAAGGAAGAAAAAUGCACCAAUCAGUGACGAGGAGGAGAGUGCCACACUGUUUGAGCACGUCUCCAAGACAUCAGAUGAUCCAUUCGACACAUCCUCCGGGUCCGUUCAGCUCCUCUCGAUCAAGCCUCUGUCAGCCCAUCCUGGUUACCCUGUGUCAGAGCGAAGUCCAGAGGCAGUGGCAGUUAAUGGAGAGGUAAACAAGGCUCUGAAACAGAAAUCUGAUAUUGAGCACUAUCGGAACAAGUUACGCCUGAAGGCAAAGAGAAAAGGAUAUUAUGAUUUCCCAGAAGUAGAAAAUAAUCAAGUGAUGAUGGAGAAGCAGAGGAAAAUGUACGAGAAAGGACAGAUGGAAGCUGAAACACAGGUGCCCUCCACGUUCACUGAAUCUCGAAACAGGCAAUCCCAGACGAAGAAUGCUGUUUAUAGGAGCAGGCAGUCUUUGAAUAGCCCAGGUCCAGGAGGAACGGAGAUGGAUCUACUGGUCAGGAGGGAGCGAUCACGGCGGGGCAUUCGCAACAGUGGAUAUGAUACUGAGCCAGAGUUGACAGAAGAAACAAACGUUGACCGAAUUGCGGAGUCUCAGACUGCCACCCGAGCAAGACAGGCCAAAGGUCACUCGGAAUCCUCCACCCUCAGCUCCCAGCCGUCCAUCGACGAGGUCAGGCAGCACAUGCACCAGCUCCUGGAGGAAGCGUUUAGCCUGGCCUCUGCAGGACGGGUCGCUCACGGCCGUCACCAGCUGCACUACACCACGGGUCAGCCAUUACCCUACACCGAGCUGGUCACCAGCGCCCCUGGAACCAUGAGCAGAUCGAGGGCUGGACUCCAGUGGGUUCCUGCGUGUGGCCAGGACCUGUGCCAGUAUAGUUUGCCCAGACCUGCUUAUAGGUAUUCGCAACUUCCGGAAAUGUCUGUCGGAUCCCCACCACCUGUUCCUCCCAGAAAUGCUCCUGUAGCAGUUACAUCCCUCAGACGUUGGACAUCAGAAAAUAACAAUAACACGAGAACAGUUGAGAGUCACAGUGCAGAUCAAUCACAACACGAAGCUUCCUAUGUACCUGUGUCCAGAUCCACUGUCGCUGCAGAACAGCCAAUCACAAAUUACUCAGGUAGCUCAGUGCCAGCAGUCUAUGCCAUACCAGCCAACAGACCUGGAUUCCCAAACUACUUCAUCCCUUCUCCUUCCCCCUACCGCAACCAUGCCUGGACCCCGUACGUGGGAGAUGGAGAAGCACAGGCCCAGUGGGCAGAGAACGUAACUCUCCCUGGAUACGUUGAGGCCUUUUCACAUGCUCGGUAUCCACACAGCUCUCCCCAUCGGCAGUACAGUCAGACGCAACCUUCGAAUCCACCUCGGUGUAUUGAGCAAGCUCAGACUCCGUCCACCGCUGCAUCUCAGCAGAGUUUGACAGAGAAUGAGUCCUCCGAAACCUCCUACACCAACAUCUCCACCGCUGCUUUGGUCAAGGCCAUCAGGGAGGAGGUUGCAAAGCUGGCCAAGAAACAGACUGGCAUGUUUGAAUUCCAGGUUUAGCAGCACUCUGCAGUGUUAUCCUUUGAAGAGCCUGGACAACCUAGCUUCCCACGGGAGCCAGAGCAGCGAUGGAAUUUCUAGUUUGUUGGAUUGAAUUCACCUCAACCAGUGCAAGUGUCAUUAACCUCUGGAUGGAGCUAACAACAACAAAAAAAAUCAUCUUGCAGAUUCGGGCCAAUUGUUUCAAGCCAUGAAAAGCAGAUCAAUCAGAUCAUUCGACUGCUUCCCCAAUGGAAUGCGUCUGAAAAUGCGCCAUCAUACAUCGUGUCUUAUUCUAGUAAUGUCAUUGAGUGUAAUGUUUAGCACAAGACUACUACAUUGGUGGAGGUGGGAGGACUUUGACUGACCCUUGUGUAUUUCCUAUGAGGUGGUCAAUGCAUAUAUUGAAAACAGAUGUGCAAAAAAACAGACUUGUCAAAGAAAAAAAAGCGACAAUAGGUGAGGAAGGUCAACUGCAGACUAUUGCUGUACAUUCCCUGCAGCACCCUCCACUGGAAAACUUCAGGCAUCAGCUGACAAGAAAAGCAGAAUGGGCACAGGAAUUGUAAGAUGCGAGUGAUUUGUGACAACCAGCAAUUACGUGCGGCUCCUAAUCUGAUCACGUGGAAACCUGGUACUCAAUGGUUUUAAACUUCGAUCCGAAUAGAGUACAAUGAUACAAUUCCUCUCUCUACCCAAGCAAACAAGCGUCCUGAUGAUCAUCACACUCUCCAUUGAUGAACCACUUAGUGAUACAGGAUCAGUCCAUUUACCAUCCUUGGCAGUUGGGAUAUGGACUGUUCCCUACUAUCGAACAAAAUCUGUAUUUUCCACUGGCAGUUGGACAAGUUUGAAUUCUAACUUGCAUUUAUAUAUUGAUCGUGUCUUAAAUGAUGGAGUCAGCACUCUGAUCUGUGAAAUCCUGGAUGUUACUCUUGUGUAAAUGAUCCCAAAUAAACCCUGACAUGGUACUGAAGUUUAACCAUUUCCAUUACGUCAUAGAAUGGAACUCCAGAUUUCUUCUUAUCGUUGGUGUCCAGUGGUGUUGCUUGAAGGCCAUUAUGAAUAUUGAAUGCUUUGAAAGUAGUUUGAACUUUAUUACAGUAUUAGAGUUAUGGAGCGAAGGCAGAGAAAUCAAUAUGGUCUAAUCAGACACAGUUUAAUUGAACUAGGUAAAAACAAGGAAUUGAAUGCUGGAGUAAUCUUGAAAACCCGAGUGACUUCCUCCUGUUGCAAAAGUGUUAUGUUAAUAUUAACUGCAAGUUUGAACUUUGAGCAUUU
Molecule: messenger RNA, 4570 nt
Organism: Hemiscyllium ocellatum (epaulette shark)
Lineage: Eukaryota; Metazoa; Chordata; Chondrichthyes; Orectolobiformes; Hemiscylliidae
Product: KIAA1549-like a
Exons: 19
Coding region: 29-3310 (1093 amino acids)
Source: RefSeq, a predicted model, not a curated record